GAGCCCCGAGAGCUGGGGGACGGAUGUCCGUGACUCUGGGAUCUCGGGAACCCAGAGACGGGGAGGGAGACGCCGUGUUCCUUAAGAGGGAGGAUACGUUUCCUCACCAUCUAUCCAAUGGAGAUUCCUCUUCCCUACUUAACAGGAAUAGGCAAAGGGUGUCCAUGGACAGUACGGCUGCCCCGCCUCUUCCUGGGGGGCCGGCACGUGAUACCGGAAGUGGGUGGGGAUAAUAUGGAGGAGCUUCCGGCAGGCCCCGGCGGCUGAAAGCCGGGGCAGAAGUGCUGGUCUGGGUCGGGGUUCCGGGGUCAGCCCCGCCGAGGCGGCGACUUCGGUAGGAGGGCGGAGGUUUUGGACGCGCUGGCCCCCACCUCUGUGCAGCGUUAUUUCCCUUCAAAAUGAACUAUAUGCCCGGCACCGCCAGCCUCAUCGAGGACAUUGACAAAAAGCACUUGGUCCUGCUUCGAGAUGGAAGGACACUUAUAGGCUUUUUAAGAAGCAUUGAUCAAUUUGCAAACUUAGUGCUACAUCAGACUGUGGAGCGUAUUCAUGUGGGCAAAAAAUACGGUGAUAUUCCUCGAGGGAUUUUUGUGGUCAGAGGAGAAAAUGUGGUCCUACUAGGAGAAAUAGACUUGGAAAAGGAGAGUGACACACCCCUCCAGCAAGUGUCCAUUGAAGAAAUUCUAGAAGAGCAAAGGGUGGAACAGCAGACCAAGUUGGAGGCAGAGAAGCUGAAAGUGCAGGCCCUGAAGGACCGAGGUCUUUCCAUUCCUCGAGCAGAUACUCUGGAUGAGUACUAAGUCUUGCCCAGAGGCUGUUGCUCUUGAAGAGUAGGGGCUGUCACUGAGUGAAAGUGACAUCCUGGCCACCUCACACAGUUGAUCAGAGACUGUAGAGUUUUGAAAAAUCACUUUUAUUUUUCAUUCUUUUUUUUUUUUUUUGAGAUGGAGUU
Saimiri boliviensis boliviensis (Bolivian squirrel monkey) is the source of this 952-nucleotide messenger RNA. RefSeq names its product LSM1 homolog, mRNA degradation associated (gene LSM1). Gene Ontology annotation, cellular component: P-body; Lsm1-7-Pat1 complex. Gene Ontology annotation, molecular function: mRNA binding. Lineage: Eukaryota; Metazoa; Chordata; Mammalia; Primates; Cebidae. Gene Ontology annotation, biological process: deadenylation-dependent decapping of nuclear-transcribed mRNA. The record is from RefSeq and is a predicted model, not a curated record.